Messenger RNA from Bipolaris oryzae ATCC 44560, 897 nucleotides. RefSeq lists its product as uncharacterized. Bases 1 to 897 code for a protein of 298 amino acids. Lineage: Eukaryota; Fungi; Ascomycota; Dothideomycetes; Pleosporales; Pleosporaceae. The transcript has a single exon. The record is from RefSeq and is a predicted model, not a curated record.
AUGUCUCCCCGAACUACCAAAAUCUCCCUUCGCCGCGAACUUAGCCCCAACAUCGUCUCUAAUCAAGAAAACCAGCUUGUGCGAAGAUCAGCACGUCUGGAAAAAAGGGCUACAUGGCAGAAAUAUGCAUCUUGCACUCAAUCUAAUAGCUUACCAUCUCGCGCAGAAAGCCAUAUCAACACCAUCACUGCACCAUCUAAUACCAAACCCCUUGUUAGAACCAACAACCCCGGUCGUUCUCACCCACCCGCAUUCCCAUUCAUCAUUGAUUCAGAUACUGACUCUACAUCAUCAUCCAAAUACCCGAAUAGCGACGCCGAAGUCCCCAUGCAAUAUUACGAAUAUAUCCUCAUGCCACUUCCUCAGUCGCCCUCCUUGAUACGCACCACAGUACACAGUCGUAGCACAAGCCCCGAAAGUACCUGCGCAGCCAGCAAAGAAUCUUACGAACUCGACUGCUUCAUCGUCAGCGACAACCACAGUAACAACGCUGACGAAAUUGACCACGGCUAUGACGCCGACGAGUCUGCUGCAGAUGAAGUUCAAAGAAAAAAUAGCAUCUGCUCUACAUCCUCCGAGGACACUUUGUUUGUCCCUGAGGUCAAGAUUAAGAAGAAGAAGAAAGUACCCUAUGCACAUCUUCCAGCUCGCAAUAAACAGACUGGAACUUUAUCGUCAGAAGAAGUGGCAGAGCAGAUUUCAGAUGCGAUACUGCUUUUCUCGCGGAGAUGCAAUAGAGGAAGGAAGGCUAUGCGUGUUAGAGUUACGGAAGAGGAUAUGCGGGAUGGAGAAGUAAGGGAGGGGUUGAAGAGAGCGGGGAAGUUGGGGUUGGUUGUGAAAAAGGAGGUGAAGAUGGGGUGUGCGGUGUGGUAUUUUGGGACCAAGAAGACAUUGUAG